This is a messenger RNA of Aspergillus fumigatus Af293, 558 nucleotides long. RefSeq lists its product as uncharacterized. NCBI's taxonomy places the organism in Eukaryota, Fungi, Ascomycota, Eurotiomycetes, Eurotiales, Aspergillaceae. The record is from RefSeq and is a predicted model, not a curated record.
AUGCGCUUCCUCACAUCCAUCACCCCCCUCGUCUCCCUCCUCCCUCUCAUCCACGCCCUCCCCAGCCCCACCAGCUGCACCACCGUCACCCCGGACAUCGCCCGCGUCUCUGAAGCGGACCCAGUAGCCUCCUACCUCCCCGGCUUCCGCAUCUCGCAACAAGCCGGCGGCACCAACAAGGAAGACAUGUUCGUCGAAUUCAACAUCACCGCUGGCAGCUGGGGCUGCUCGCUCUCCUCCUUCUUCCCCGCCGGCACGCCGGUCACCACCUCCGGAGCCGCCGCGCCCGUCGAGAUCUUCGCCGUGAACGGCCCCCUCAGCCGGUCUCCGCACGGCAUCGACGUGUCCUGGGCGUACUGUCCGGCACCCGGGGCGCUGGUCGGGAGUACCGCCUUUGAGUCGGAUCCCAACGAGGCGCGGACGCGGUUCGUGAAUAGUUUCUCGUGCACGGAUAAGAUGACGUAUCGGUUGAGCAUUGCCUCGUGGUACAAGCAGGCGGCGAGUGUGGAGUUUGCGCAGGGGCCGGGGGUUGGUCUGAGGAUGACUCACAACUGUUAA